Messenger RNA from Drosophila subobscura, 3417 nucleotides. Its product is annotated as WD repeat-containing protein 75. Lineage: Eukaryota; Metazoa; Arthropoda; Insecta; Diptera; Drosophilidae. The record is from RefSeq and is a predicted model, not a curated record. The transcript has 7 exons. Gene Ontology annotation, cellular component: nucleolus. Gene Ontology annotation, molecular function: protein binding; RNA binding. Gene Ontology annotation, biological process: positive regulation of rRNA processing; positive regulation of transcription by RNA polymerase I. The coding region runs from base 176 to 3379 and encodes 1067 amino acids.
GCUUUACCACACUGAAUUCAACUUCGCUACACGUGCAUUGGCUGUGAUGGAAUUUUUGUUGGGAAAUAAUUCAGAAAAAGUAGUUAUAAUUGCAUAAAACAAGCAUAUUUAAACUGCAUUUCAAGUGCUCAAGCACUAAAGAGAGGGCCAGCAAACCUAACAUCGCCAGACAGCCAUGAAUUUUGACGAGGAAGAUCACCUAGAGCUGCAGUAUUUGGCUGGCGGCAACAUUGUGGAACAUCCGCCCGUCUUUUCACCAGAAGGAAGAUUCAUAUUUGUGCGAUGCGGCUCAAAGGUUCAGGUCUAUGUGACCAGCACGGGUGAGCUAACCCGGGUCCUUGACGAUGCCACGGCGCCCCUGAUUAGCCUGGAGCUGGACCAGAAGCAGCCAGAGCUGCUCCUGGGCUGCACCAGUGCUGGCCAACUGCUGCGCUGGAAUUGGCGGGCGGGCGUACUAAAGAAAUCGGUGCCCCUAAAACUGGGAGAUUUUCAAAUUUUAACCUGCAACCUGAUGAAUCUGUACAAGGGCGGCGACACCGCCUGCGCCUUUGUGACGGUUAAGCGGAAAAGUGGCAAGCAGAUUGAUUGGUUUGUGGUCAACACAAACAAUGGGGAGAAGCUUGAGGUCAAGUGUGGCCUGAAAUUGAAGCUGCGUACACCUGUGGUGGAUGUGGGUAAGGGUGAGUUCAAGUACAUAAUUUUGGGCCAGGGUUUCUAUGUGUAUUUCAUUAACUAUGAAACAUGGAACUUCUGUCGCUACAAGAAUGCCAACCAGAGUCUCAUUACGUGUGUGCGCAUGAGUCCCAGUGAGGAGGUGGUCGCCACCGCUGACUCAAUGGGACGCAUCUUUCUCUGGCGGCAGUUUGAGCAGCGAGAAGCUAUGACCAAUGCACUGUUCCAUUGGCAUCACACGGAGGUGACCAGCCUGGCCUUUUCCCCAUCUGGGGCGACCCUCUACAGCGGUGGCCAUGAGACUGUGAUGGUCAAGUGGCCCCUGGACAGGCCUGAGGAGCGCAAGUACUUGCCACGGAUGGCCAGUGCCAUACGACACAUUGUGGUGAGCGCUGACAAUGAGAAUGUGCUCGUGUGCACCGAGGAUAAUGCCAUACAGCUGCUGGGAGGCAGCAAUAGCGCGAUCAAGUCCACGGUGCAGCAUUUUACCUACGACGUAAAGGAUCAGACGGGCAGGAGCAAGUUCCCCUUGGGCUUGCGUCUCAAUCCACGUACCAAUACGCUGGUACUCAAUGGCAGGGGAGGACACUUGCAGUUCUAUUCGGCAUACACCAAGAAUUUGCUCUACAAUCUUCGCGUGGUGGACAAUAACAUACACAGCCAUGAGGAUGGCUUGAUUGUGUACAAUACCCGUGUGACUCGUGCCGCAUUCAACAUCAAUUGGAUGGCCACUGGCGAGGUGUACAAUGACUUGGAGAACUUUCCGGAAGUGCGUCUGAAGUUCUGGCAAUACAAUGAAAAGCUACAGAGCUAUAUUCUGAACACGGAAAUUAAUCUGCCGCAUGAGCAGGGCUUUAAAGACAUCAUCUUCUCCAAUCAAUUCCAAGUGGACAAUUUGCGUUGCGCCACUGCAGGCAAGGAUAAUGUGAUCAAAGUGUGGGGCAUCACCGAUUCGGAGAACAUUUACAGGCGCGGCAUUAUGUGGAGUUGCUUGGCCCAGACGAGCUACAGGAAUCUGCCGAUUGGUGCCAUAUGCUUCUCCCAGGAUGGUUCUCUGCUGGCUGUGGGCUAUGGCAACAUUUUGGCGCUAUACGAUGCGAGGAAUCCCAGCCUGCCACUCCACUCUCUCAGCUGUCCGCCCGGUAUAGAUGGAGUAGUGUCCAAGGCGCAGUUGCGACUGACCAAAACAACGCUAAAUGGAGCCCGCAAGGAGCUCAUCCAACAACGGCAACAGCUGUGGGCCAUCCUCAAGACCUUGUGCAGCAGUGACGACCAAACAUUGGUGGAGAAGGCCAAGGAUAUGAUUGUGGGUCCCCCAAUGAAGGGACAGCAGAUAAAGGAGCCAGAGGCCGCCAGCAAAGAGUCGGUGUACAAAUACAUUAUGAAAAUGUCCGAGCUGUCCCUCCACCAGAAGCUGCAGCUCCUGCGCCGCUUUGGCAUCGAGUGCAGUGUGCCCCUCGCCUUUCAGAAGCAGCUGAUGGAGCAUCUGCAGCGGUGUGUGGUGCGACCAGAGGCAACUAGAGUGCGUCUGAGAAAAUUGGAUGCACGUCUGCAUCGCCUGCACACGCGACAUCGCUACAAGGCCAAGCAUCGGUUGGAUCAGCUGGGAAAACGGCGACAGAGGUAUGAGGAUCUGGAGCGAACGGAUGUCAUGGCUCUGUUCAGCAUCCUUAAGCUGGAUGACAACACCACCUCGAAGCAGCCGCCGGCCAAGCGGAGGCAUCUACAAGCCACAGCACCCAAGAAAAUUCCUACCAAGGCGGCGCCCAUGCACGGACUGGCGCAGAUAUCGCAUGUGCAAUUUGGUGCCGGCUCUCAGGGCCAUUUGGUGGCAGUGUGCACCGAGUCGCGAGUGUUGAUCUGGAACCUGCUGACGCUGCGCCUUCAGGCGGGCCUUAAGCUCUCCGUGCGGCAAUUGGCCUUUGAUCCACUGACGAAUCUAAUGGCCGUCAUCACAAGGAAUGACGAAUUGCAUGUCUUCCAGCCGAAUGUACCGCUGCCGUUGUAUCAGCGCAGAAAUCUGCCCAAGACCCAUGGCCUGGCCUGGCUGCCACGCCGUCAACCCAAACAGAACUCCAUUAAUCUGGACUGGCAGGCGCAGUCUACGCUCCUGAUGCUCACACACACACAGGAGAUCGCCUACCUCGCGAAGCCCGGUCAGAGUCCAUCGGAUGAUGCUCCAGCACCGAUCAGCUUUGCCCCGACGCCCGCCGUCAGCGAGAACCUGCUAACGCAUGCCACCUUUGGCAUUCAUGUGCGGCAACAAAAGAAGGAACUGGAGGCGCUCGAGAACUCGAGUAGUGGACCUCUGAUAGUGGGUCGCGGCGAGCAUAGUGCUGUCAGUGCGUUUGUCAGUCUGUCCGCCCACACGAUGCCCUCCAUGAGCCUGAUCUGCGGAGAGUUUGUCAAGUCGCUACUGAUUCCGGCGGAUGCGACUUCGCGGGUUACCGCUGCUGCAGCGGAAGCGGAGACCAAUGGUGGCACCACGAAUGGCAAUGGACUGUCCCACGAGGACAGUGACGCAGAAGAUGAGAAAGAUGAGCAACACGAAGCCACACUGGGGAUACGUAAAGUCUUACUUGAGCGAAAUGCUGAGCUGGAGGAGGAGCAGCAGCCCCUCAGCACGGAUGUGGUGGAUCAACAAGCCCUGGACCAUCGAUUGAAGCUCAUCACGGGCUUGAAAAAACAAUUGAGGUUAUCAAUGUAGACAAAAUCCCUAUGUAGUUGUUUUAAAAAAUGAUCCUA